GGUAUUAAUAUUUGUGACACAUGUAUAUCGUCUUAUCAAGAACCUCCAAGAUCAUUGCUACUAUUAAUUUAGACACAAACUGUGAGUUGGAUCGUGUAUAAUAAGUCUUCAUAACCAUCACUUCUUCAAGGUUCAAACUCGUCUUGACAUCCAUACAAUAUCUCUCCUUAAUAAAUGCCAGCUUAGCCACAGCUACUCCAUCCACAUCGAUUGACUGCUCUUUGACAUCAGAAUCACCAAACCCUUCUACAAAAAAAAGCGAAAUCCCUCUUCAAAACAACAAUAAGAGUAGAUAGAUACUCGACAUGGACGAUGAGAUUACGCCUGUGGGCGAUACACAAAGAAUGCCAAAAGUCUAUGAAUCGGUGACUCCACAUCUUGCACGUCUACUUCUCGAACAAAAGUUGCUGUCUGUUGAUGGCAAAACCGUUACAGUUGAUGAGUUUUCCUCUGCAGUAGAGAAAGCGACAUCAAACAUCAAUAGCAAGAAAAUUUUUCUUCAACUCCAACUACUUCGACCAGACUUUGUUCAAUUUCUUAUGGAUCGGGAAGUUUGGGAAACCUUUUGUGGAACUCCAGUCCAGACAGACAAUCCAAACUACAGGCCCUUUCCAAGAAAAGAUCCUCGAAUCGAUAAUCCUCUUCCUCGAUACUUUAGCCCUAGCACCCUCACGGCUGAUGACUAUGGUCUCAUAAAUCGCGACAAAUUGCACCCUGAUUGUCCGAACUGUACCUGUGGCACUAUUCCCAGAGGUUUCCCCGAGAACCAACGUCUUUACGAAGAUGGAGGUGUUCGGAUGACUACACCCACAGAGGAAUAUGCUGCUUAUCAGGCAGAAUUUGAUGGUUUUCAUGAGAGGCUUGAAGCUGAGUCUAGAAGACUAGGCUUUCAAGACUCAGAUGAGCGGUGGGAGAAAGAGUGUGAGCUUCAACAGGCUGAGGAAGCUGAAAGAAUCAGAAAAGAGGAUGAGCAAAAGAGAAAAGCUGAUCUAGAGGCGAUGAAGAUUGACGAGGUGGAGAUAAUAGAUAAUCCAGAAGAGUCAGAGGAGCCAAAGACAAAGACUAAGUCGAAAAUCACGACAAAGAAGACGAAGGUGAAGAGUGGGAAGAAGCUUUGUUCUAGGUGUUCUUGCAUGUAGCAAAAAGGUACAGAUAGCUACUGCAUGGUAGAACUAAGAUGUUGCAAUUCUAGCACUAUCAUGCAGCGGGACACAUGGAAGCACA
This is a messenger RNA of Botrytis cinerea B05.10, 1224 nucleotides long. RefSeq lists its product as hypothetical. The transcript has 2 exons. NCBI's taxonomy places the organism in Eukaryota, Fungi, Ascomycota, Leotiomycetes, Helotiales, Sclerotiniaceae. The coding region runs from base 306 to 1139 and encodes 277 amino acids. The record is from RefSeq and is a predicted model, not a curated record.